This is a messenger RNA of Triticum aestivum (bread wheat), 3474 nucleotides long. RefSeq lists its product as uncharacterized. The coding region runs from base 2245 to 3402 and encodes 385 amino acids. The transcript is spliced from 2 exons. Gene Ontology annotation, molecular function: protein binding. The record is from RefSeq and is a predicted model, not a curated record. Lineage: Eukaryota; Viridiplantae; Streptophyta; Magnoliopsida; Poales; Poaceae.
UUCACAAAUUGGUACCAACAAGGGUAAAAAAUGCUGAAUACCGCUGAUGCUACAGUCUUCCCUUCACUUGAAGGAACAGAUCCUUCAUUUGAUGAUGGCGCUAAAUGGCCCCAUUCGGCUUCACAUCUUGUUCAUGUCUGAUAGUAUAUAUGCAUGUUUCUGUCUGCAAUGAUAUCUGAGAAGAAACAACGCUGAAACUAACUGGUGCUUUGUAGCGUUAAACACUCCAUUUUCAUCUGCAACUCAGCACAUCACCAAAAUAGUACUCCCUCCAUCCCAUAAUAUAAGACAUUAUUACCUCAUUUGAUUUUCUCUGCUGCCAUCACCUAGCAAACUUUUAGGUGACAAUAUAUAGACAUUACAUCGACUCGGAAGGAUCAGAAAUAUGAUUCUCCCAAGCCAUAGAAGAAUAGAACAGAAUGCUGGCGACAGUCACAUGAAGUAGUUGCCUCUGCUUGUCAAUUUCAAUUUCAAAUUUGGGGUCUUUGUUUGGUCACAAGAUCCAUAUGUCAUAUUAGUAUGUACAAUCUCAUGUUGCUAACUGACUACUUCAUGUGCAUUCUGUGACCCGUUCGUACUAUAGUUCUAUAUGUUGCUCAUGCUUUAGGUGUUCAUCAAACUUGGAGUUAGAACAUCAGCUUAAUUGAACACAUUGAUAUGAAUUUAUUUUCUGCCUACACAAAAACAGACAAGUGUAAUUCAUAAUUCACAUUACAUUUCGGUUCAUCAAAUUGAAAACUACACACACUCAUUUUUAUCCUGCAUGGUUAAUUUGCUAAGAAAAUCCACCCGUACGUUGUGAAAGGUUGUAAAUUCGUUGGUUCUGACACAUGUGCAAAGGUCAUGUUCAUUUUGUGUUGCUAGUGAAAUAUUUAUUUCGUUUUCUUACCAGGAGUGUUAUGUGAGAGAACUCCCUAUUACAGCCUUCUCAAAAAUGUGCUUCCUUAUUUGGCCAAAAUAUGAUUUUUUUUUCCCAUUGUGACACUCCUCCAAAACUGAUGCCCAAUUUGGCAUCUCCGGCCAGUCCGUUGUCAUGCUCUGUCGAAAGCCUGUAAGUUUUUUGUUGCUUGGACAAAACUAUCCAUAGUUACUAUACGGGGCAUCCAGUCCGUCAGUUUUUUUGCACUACCGUCCAGUUCAAUUUGGCACUUUUGUCCAGCCCGUCAGUUUUUUUGGACAAAACUAUCCAUAGUUACAUGCGUCCAUCAUUUAUGGAUCGACCGCCUAGUAGGCGCCUCGAGAGUUACCUGACGGUGUCCAUGAAGUACCGGUUCUCCGGCGACAGAGCGCGUGCACCUUGCUGGGGCUGCUAGGGCCAGGUCUUCAUGGACAGCGUCUCAUUGGACGCCUGACAUGCGCCUCUUCACUUUGGCAUCCACAACAGCUUUGUGUUGCUGGUCUGCGAGCAACGCAACGAGGCAUGCCUCGACGUCGUCAAGCUCAUCAUGUCCAAAGAGUGAGGGAAGUUCUAAGAGAGAUAAGAGACAGUGUCCCGGCUAAGGGGCCACUUACCACGUCAACUCCUGGUGAUGGGUCCGGUUGAGGACUCCUUGUCAGUUCCGUCCUGGCCGCAUCGGGCAGCCCAUGGCGUAUACAAGGAAGAUUCAGAAGACAUGCGUACAUGAUAAGACACUGGAUUCAUGGAGGGAUCUACCUCCUCAUGUGUAGCCAACUAGGAUCUUGUACCCUAGAACCCUUAGUAUCCUAUAUUAAUCGAGGGGCCAUGCUCGUAGACACAAGUUAUGAUAUCUUGGUAGUUUACCUGUACUCUGUCCAUAGUCCAACAGGAAUAAACACAUGUAGGACUUAGGGUAUUAUCCCUUCAGAAAGCUUGAACUUGGGUAAACCAUGUCUUUGUUACCGUCAUUCCUAGACGCCUAGUUUAGGAUCCCCUACCAGGAGGUCUGCCAGAUCUAGCUCCGUCAAUAAGUGUUUCCUUUUAGGGAUAAUUGUAUAUUUUCAAGUAGCACUCAACAACGAAAUGGAUGGAAACGUCAAAUAGGGCAUAAAAUUUUGAGAUUGUCUUGAAUAGCAAAGAAAAUUUUGUUUAGGGGCCAAUAAGGAAAUAUAUUUUUCAGAAGGGCGAAAUAAGGAAUUCUCUCAUCUCCUGCAGAGUUAGACCUUGCAAAAGAACCAUCUUAGUCAAUUUCUCCCCUUUCUAUCGUCUCCUCCGCUCCCCUUCGCCGCCGCCGCCAACACAAAUCUACAAUUUUAUCUUGUUCCUGGAAGGGAGCAACAACCAAGAUGCCGACGACCAUGGCCAAGGCCGCAAGGGCAGGAGCGGCGCCUCUUCGCCACGACGGCAGCCUUCCGGAGGAGAUCGUCGUCUGGGAGAUCCUAGUUCGCCUCGACCCCAAAUCCCUCCUCCGUUGCCGCGUCGUCCGUCUGCGCCAUGCCACCUCCACCCGUGCCUUCCUGCUUGCCCACCAUGCCCACCAGCCAGCCCUCCCCAUUGCGUUAGACGAAGAAUACAUCCUCACCGCCGACCGCCUUGCCGCUGCCAAGCUCCACACUGUCGCCCAUCUUGACAAGGCCUUCAAUCCAGAGGCUUCCUGCGAUGGCCUUCUCGUCCUCUCCAGGUACAACAACAUGACUGACACCAUUGAUUUCUCAGUUUGUAACCUGGCCACUCGUCAAUUUGCUCCCCUUCAACAACUACAUGAACUGGGCUUGCGGUUAUUGGGGAUGUACUCGCAUCAACCUACUGGCGAGUAUCGAUUGUUACUUGAACGCGAUAGCUACAAUGAAACGCCUGAAGACCAACUUGGCUACUAUGUCUUUGCAUUGGGCUCUCACCAGUCGCCAAGGUACAUCGGGUGGCAGGAGUCAACAUCACAAUGCUUCAGUUUACCUGUCUUGGUAUGCGAUAGCCUGCAUUGGUACCCAGUCUAUUAUGUGAGUGAAAGCAGCUACGUACGGCUUCAGAGUGAAAGCAAAGCGAUAAUAGUAUUCGACACCAUAGCUGAGUCGUUCCGGCCAAUGCAUGCUCCAAUUGUUUCCAGCAACUCAUAUGCCUUUGAGAUGGAUGGUACACUCGGCAUAUAUAGCCGUAACUAUGCCAAAACAACUAUUGAUAUAUGGGUAUUGCAAAACUACGAAAGCGAGGUUUGGGACUUCAAGUAUCGAAUCAAAUUGCCAGUUGCAGAAAUACGGGGGAAGUUUGAGGCCUUUGAUGACCAUUGGAAUGUGGAGGUUGUUUCAGCGGACGGUGAUGUGCUCUUGCUAGUCAGUUCUGGUCGGUGUCUGUCUUACGUUGACAAUGAUGGUAAGCUGAUUGACAGUUUUGAUCAUGGUCGCAAAUACUUCUUUUUGUCUAAAUAUCGGCUCAAGCAAAGUCUUGUCCAGCAUACCUUCUUUCAAGCUUUAGAAAGUUCUGCUGUGAACACUUCACCAUUCAUCUGAUGUCUAUUGAGUGAGGUGGUGCUUCUUAGCAGCUUUAUGAGCUGCAACAUCUAUGAAUUGGAUCAAGUAUGA